Molecule: messenger RNA, 1652 nt
Organism: Alnus glutinosa
Lineage: Eukaryota; Viridiplantae; Streptophyta; Magnoliopsida; Fagales; Betulaceae
Product: ankyrin repeat domain-containing protein EMB506, chloroplastic
Exons: 8
Coding region: 176-1153 (325 amino acids)
Biological process (GO): protein targeting to chloroplast
Cellular component (GO): chloroplast outer membrane
Molecular function (GO): protein binding; chloroplast targeting sequence receptor activity
Source: RefSeq, a predicted model, not a curated record
ACCUCCCAAAAGAGCGAGAGAAAUAAAACCGUCGCUUUGGGUAGCGGCUUCAGAUGGGCUUUUGGUGAUAACACAAAAAACGCGGUUUAGAAUCUCUUUUCUACUUUUUUUACCUCGAAGGAGUCCCGCCAGACCUAAGACUGCCUUCUCUGUUUCAGUUAAAGAGACGUAGAAAAUGGCGUCUUGGGCCGCGGCAACCUUUUCGUCGAAUCAACUUGUUCCACUUCCUGCUGUUGUUACUGCUGCAGCUGCUCCUUGUUCUAGCUGCAGAGCCAAUUUAUUGAAAGUAUGUAGUCCAAGAAGAGGGAGGCUUUAUUUCUUUGUUGCUGAGAACGACUCAAGACUGAGGACUUUUGUGGUUGCGUCAAACCGAGUUUCUACAUUACAAACUCAACCGGGUACUUGGGAAGAUCCUGAUGAUGGCAGUGGUAGUGAUUAUGAAGAAGAAGAUGAGGAAGUGGAAGAAAAUAACUUGGAUUAUGAGAGUGACUGGGAGGAAGAAAGAAAUGCUUCAGCUACAGUUAGUGUGGAUAAGCCCACAACAAAUGAGUAUGAGGAGGAUCUUGUAAAAGAGGUUGAACAGCUUUUGGGCCCAGAAGAAAGAGUGAUUUUGCAACAGAAUGUGACACCUAACCUGGGAAAAAUAUCAUCUGCAAAAUGGAACCCACUCCAUACUCUAGCGCUAUCAGGGCAGAUAUCUUUCAUGGAUAAGCUACUAGAAAAUGGGCUCGAUAUUGAUAUUCUUGAUCAGGAUGGUCUCACUGCUCUUCAUCAGGCAAUUAUAGGCAAAAAGGAGGCUGUAAUUAGUCAUCUUCUAAGAAAAGGUGCAAGCCCUCAUGUCAAAGACCGGGAUGGUGCUACUCCACUUCAUUAUGCGGUUCAAGUUGGUGCCAUGCAAACUGUGAAGUUAUUGAUCAAAUACAAGGUUGAUGUAAAUGCUGCAGAUAAUGAGGGGUGGACUCCAUUACACAUUGCCAUCCAAAGCAGAAAUCGAUAUAUAGCAAAAAUUUUGUUAGUCAAUGGUGCGGAUGCAAACAGGAGAAAUAAGGAUGGAAGAACACCCCUGGAUCUGAGUCUGUGUUAUGGGAAAGACUUCAAAUCAUAUGAUCUCGCCACGUUACUGAAGGUAGUGCCUUCUAACAGAGAUCUUUGAUGGAGACGAGGAAUGCCACAAUGUUGACAUAGAAUCUUCUGUUGCAAGAAUGUUUCUCAAUGAUCGUGCAUUCUAUGACCUGCAGACCUUAUAUAUACAUUAUGUAUGUCGUAGUUUACCCAAAAGCACUUCAGUGACCUGCAGGCUGCAGAUCUUAUGGAGACACGAAGAUUUGUGUAAAAGGAUGCAACCAAUGGAGAAAGUUGGAAGGGUUUUUCCUGCAGCCAAAUGGUGUCCGAUAGUGUAUCUGUUUAUUUUUUACAUGUAUGGUAGGACCGCUGCUAUGGGAUGGAUUUAAUCUUCUGUACCUUGUAUAAAUGUCUAUCAAGGAAUACUAAUCAAAAAAAAAAAAAUGUCUAUCAAGGAAUGCCAUGGGCUUUUCCACAGAGGGAGAGAGAGGGGAUGAAUUAAAAAAGACUUAUACCAAAGUAAAAAGAUCCAAUAUGAUGGGUUUGAGAACUUAAUGGUUAAAUCUUACAUUGGACUAAAGGAGGGUGUG